This is a messenger RNA of Sceloporus undulatus (fence lizard), 2443 nucleotides long. It is a transcript of the gene ACHE, whose product is annotated as acetylcholinesterase (Cartwright blood group). Gene Ontology annotation, cellular component: plasma membrane. Lineage: Eukaryota; Metazoa; Chordata; Lepidosauria; Squamata; Phrynosomatidae. The transcript is spliced from 3 exons. The record is from RefSeq and is a predicted model, not a curated record. Gene Ontology annotation, molecular function: acetylcholinesterase activity. Gene Ontology annotation, biological process: acetylcholine catabolic process; choline metabolic process. Bases 1 to 1938 code for a protein of 645 amino acids.
AUGCUGGUGCUGCUGCUUCAGCUCAGCACCCAGGCAGGAUUGGCACCUGGAGCUCCAGGAGAUUUCUGGAGGGAGGAGGAGGAGGAGGAGGAAGAGGAGGAGGUGCCCAGCCUGGGCAUCCCAGCCCUCGAAGUGAUGCAGCGGAAGGGGGGGCAGUUGGCCCCUCGAAGGGCAGGGGCCUGGGAGGGGGGACCCCCCCCGCCGGGAGUCCUGGGCCCCUCCUCCUCCUCCUCCUCCUGUCGUGGGGGGGUCAGUCCGGGAGGGGGGCCCUCAUCCCCCCCCCCGCCCUCCCUCCCCCUCCCUUCGGCUGAGAGCAGAAGCAGAAGCGAGGCAGAAGCGACUGACCGGAGCCUUCCCCUCCUCCUCCUUGUCCUCCUUCGGGGCAGAUGUCCAGCAAGCAGGCUGCCACUGGCACCAUGGCCCCCCCCCAGGCUGCGGAUCCUCUUCCUCCUCCUCUUCCAUGGCCUCCUUCUGGUCAGCCUGGUGGCCACCUCUGCCCAGGCUGAUGAGCUGAUUGUGGACACCCAGACAGGCCGAGUGCACGGGGUCCGGAUGCCGGUGCUGAACGGGCACGUCUCGGCCUUCCUGGGCAUCCCCUUCGCGAAGCCCCCCGUGGGCCGGCUGCGAUUCAUGCGCCCGGAGCCCAUCGAGCGCUGGCACGACGUCCUGGACGCCUCUUCCUACCAGCACUCCUGCUACCAGCUGGUGGACAACACCUACCCGGGCUUCCACGGCAUCGAGAUGUGGAACCCCAACCAGAACAUGAGUGAGGACUGCCUCUACCUCAACAUCUGGGUGCCCUCGCCGCGGCCCAAGAACGCCACCGUCCUUGUCUGGAUCUAUGGGGGCGGCUUCUACAGCGGCUCCACCUCGCUGGAUGUCUAUGAUGGACGGUUCCUCACCUACACUGAGAAAGUGGUCCUGGUCUCCAUCAGCUACCGGGUGGGUGCCUUCGGUUUCCUGGCCCUGCUGGGAAGCCAGGAUGCCCCUGGCAACAUGGGCCUCCUGGACCAGCGCAUGGCCCUGCAGUGGGUCCAGAAGAACAUCCAGUUCUUUGGGGGCAACCCAAAAAUGGUCACCAUCUUUGGCGAGAGCGCUGGGGGAGCCUCAGUGGGGAUGCACCUCCUCUCGGCCCAGAGCCAGUCCCUCUUCCAGCGGGCCAUCUUGCAGAGUGGGGCCCCCAAUGCGCCCUGGGCCACCAUCACACCUGCGGAGAGCAGGCGGAGGGCCACUGUGCUGGGCAAGCGGGUGGGCUGCCACUUCAGCAACGACUCGGAGCUUGUCAGCUGCCUGAGGACCAAGACACCCCAGGAGCUGGUCGAUGAGGAGUGGUCAGUGCUGCCCUACAAGAGCGUCUUCCGCUUCUCCUUCGUGCCGGUCAUCGACGGGGACUUCUUCCCAGACACACCGGAGGCCAUGCUGAGCACAGGCAACUUCAAGGACACGCAGGUGUUGCUGGGGGUGGUCAAGGACGAGGGCACCUACUUCCUCAUCUAUGGGGUGCCCGGCUUCAGCAAGGACAACGAGAGCCUCAUCAGCCGGGAGGACUUCCUGGAGGGGGUGCGCAUCGGCGUCCCGCAUGCCAAUGACAUCGCCGCUGAGGCUGUGGUGCUGCAGUACACUGACUGGCAGGAUGAGGACAACCGGGAGAAGAACCGGGAGGCCAUGGAUGACAUCGUGGGCGACCACAACGUCAUCUGCCCCGUCAUGCACUUUGCGGCCCGCUACGCCGAGCACGGCAACAAAGUCUAUGCCUACCUCUUUGACCACCGGGCCUCCAACCUCAUCUGGCCACUCUGGAUGGGCGUCCCACAUGGCUACGAGAUCGAGUUCAUCUUCGGGCUGCCACUGAACAACAGCCUCAACUACACUACUGAGGAGAAGGAGCUCAGCCGGAGGAUGAUGCGCUACUGGGCCAACUUUGCCCGCACUGGGUAAAUGGGACUAAUGGAGGGUGGCAUGCAUGUGGCAGGAGGGCAGAUAUGGGUCCAGGAGAAGGCCAUUGCUCUGAAAGGAAAUGGGGGUCAAAGGGGGAGGCCACGGGUGGGAAAGCAAAGGACCACGAGGAACAGAAAGGAAGAAAGCUGGGCUUCACGGCCCACGUUUGCAAGACUCCAUGUUUAUGUCUGUGCCUAAAUGGAGAGGUUUUUUUACUGUCCCUAAUUUCAGGGAUUUCGUUGUGUUUUAAACUUUAUUUCUUUAUCUUAGAAAUGUAUGCCCUGCUCUUUCGCCUCAGGGCUCCCAGAGCAGCCAGCAAGACAAAGUAGGCAGCAGCCCCUCUUCCUGAGGACAGGAUCAAAAAUUAAGGAAUGACAAAUGAGGAGGAGUAGGGAACUUUGUUCCUUGCAUGAUGGUUUUGAAUAUAUAUUUUUAUCAUGUUACCUUUUUAAAAAAUCAGCAUUUGAACUAUACAUAUAUUGCAUCUAAAAAUGAUGACUGAAUG